Messenger RNA from Miscanthus lutarioriparius, 363 nucleotides. The record is from the annotation of a GenBank genome assembly. Lineage: Eukaryota; Viridiplantae; Streptophyta; Magnoliopsida; Poales; Poaceae.
AUGGAUCCUGUGGUCAUGGAUAUUUUAAUUUGCUACCGAUUCUGCGGUUACUAUCACAUCGUAUCUUUCAUCUGGUCUUGCCAUCGGCACAUAGUGACUCAGAUCCUGAGGAGCAGCCUGUGCAGGGCAAACACAGUGAUGUUGAUUCAGAGAUUUCAAAUACAACCAGGUGUAGAGUUUGAAUUUACAACUCUACAAGGUUCUACAGAUGAAGAUGCCCUCCUUCCAUACAAUCUUGAUGCAAUCUUGAACCCGUACAGCGCUAAAGCCAUUUUCACUCCUAGCAACAUAUUAUUGUCUGGUAAGGGCCCUACUCAAGUCAUUGUAGCCUUUGAUUUCAUCAGAGGUGCCUCUAAGUCCUGA